AUGAACGAAGAGCUGGAGGCCUAUACGUCCCAUGAGAUAAACCGGAUGAUACAAAGGGCCUUGCAGCCGGCUUUUGUUCGGGCUACUAAUGUCGUACACGGCGAUCUUCUCACCUUCACUCUGGUCGAUGUCGGAAUUUUCAAUGUGAAGAGGUUUGAUAGCGCGACGCAUUGUCCACCACAGGGAGACGUUGACGUUGAUGACGCCCCUGAUGUGGGAGGCAUCUACUCUCCGGACAUCGAAACGUCCGACGAUUACGCGCCAUCGGACAGUGAAUCUGACACAACCGUGGAUGAGGAGUACGCGGACGAUAGCAGGGCACUAAGCAUCGAUGAAUUGCCUACAUUCGUCAUUUCACUAACCCAGGCGAACAUUGAUCGCAGCAUUGAGAUCCCGUAUGGCUUCUGGCAACGCCAUAUCCCAAUGGGGGCUAUUGAAGCGGGCGUGUCUAUGGUGACCGAACGAGGGAUGUGGCGAUGUACCCUGAAACACAACUCGAAGAAGAUAUGGGUGAAGCAUGGGUGGACUCGUUUCAAACACAAGCACAAUCUGGUGGAAGGGGUGCGUUGCCAUUUCAAGCUCGUUGAUGCUUUGGUUGUCCAAUUUUACGUGUGGUUUGAUCGUCCUUAGGUCUCGUUUGAAGCUGGUAUGGUAGCUAUAUGCAGUGUUAGUUAGGUUAACUUUAUCAUAUUGUAGUGGAUACUUGCGGUGUGUACGCUCACAUGAUCCUCGCAAAAUUUUCUGAUGGAAUUGCUUUCAUGCUUGAUCAUUGGGUGUAAUGUAUGGUACUGUGGUUCAGUGUAAUGCAAGUAUGUUGCGUAA
Messenger RNA from Salvia splendens (bonfire salvia), 822 nucleotides. RefSeq lists its product as uncharacterized. NCBI's taxonomy places the organism in Eukaryota, Viridiplantae, Streptophyta, Magnoliopsida, Lamiales, Lamiaceae. The record is from RefSeq and is a predicted model, not a curated record. The coding region runs from base 1 to 630 and encodes 209 amino acids. The transcript has 3 exons.